This is a messenger RNA of Meleagris gallopavo (turkey), 2804 nucleotides long. RefSeq names its product fibromodulin (gene FMOD). Gene Ontology annotation, molecular function: protein binding. Lineage: Eukaryota; Metazoa; Chordata; Aves; Galliformes; Phasianidae. The record is from RefSeq and is a predicted model, not a curated record.
CCUGAAAAGUGCCAACACUCCUAUGAGAAAAGACGGGAGGGAGAGAGAGAGAGGGAGGAAAGAAAAAGCAGGUUAUUUAUAACGCCAGGCUGUGUUAGGGUCUCUUCAGUCUCUCCUGCAAACUGUCUGCUGCUAGGAGGUCACUCCCAAAAAACCUGCACAGCCCGUGACCUGCAAGCACAGUGUUUGAUCUGGGAUCUAGGGCGGGCAGCAGUCCUUGCACACUGGGAGACGCACUCACAUGCUGCUUGACACACAGGAGAUCCCAGAGCAGCACAGCGAGGCUUUGGAAAGGAGGCUCUCUGCUUGGUCCCUUUAGUGCCAGCACCAUGCAUUGGGUCACCAUCCUGCUCAUCGCCGGGCUCUGCGGAGCCUCCCUGGGCCAGUACAAUGAGGAGGAGGACCUGGCAUGGCUGCAGUACUACAUGCGGCAGUCCCGGAUGUCCUCCUACAACUACAUGCCCUACUACGAGGAUGAGAACAGCCCCUACGUUUACUCGUACCUCCCGGCCCCAGACACUGAGGCAGAGCCCAUCCCUGAAGCUCAGCAGGCCUCAUCCUGGCAAUGUCCCCAAGAGUGUGACUGUCCCCCCAACUUCUCGUCAGCCAUGUACUGCGACACGCGCAACCUGAGGUAUCUGCCCUUCGUCCCCACCCGGAUGAAGUACGUCUACUUCCAGAACAACCAAAUCACCGCCAUCCAGGAGGCAGCUUUCGAUAACGCCACUGAGCUGGAGUGGCUCGCACUGCACAACAACCAGAUCAGCAGCGAGAAGAUGGGCAAGAGGGUCUUUGCCAAGCUGAAAAACCUGGAGCGACUGUACAUGAACAACAACAACCUGACCAAGAUGCCCAGCCCCUUGCCUCGGUCCCUGAGGGAGCUCCACUUGUCUUACAAUCAGAUCUCCAAGGUCCCCUCCAAUGCUCUGGAGGGCCUGGAGAACCUCACUGCCCUGUACCUCAGCCACAACUACAUUUUUGAGAUGGGAGCAUCCCUCAAAGGGCUCAAGUCCUUGAUCCUCGCUGAUCUGAGCUAUAACCACCUCAGGAAAGUCCCUGAUGGGCUCCCGAUGGCUCUGGAACAGCUCUACCUAGAGUACAACUACAUCAACACGAUCCCUGAUGACUAUUUCAAGGUGUCUCCCAAGCUGCUCUAUGUAAGGAUGUCCCACAACAGCCUGACAAACCAAGGGCUCUCUACCAACACUUUCAACAGCAGCAGCAUCCUCGAGCUGGACCUCUCCUACAACCGGCUCCAGAAGAUCCCCCGGGUCAGCACCAACCUGGAGAACCUCUACCUUCAAGGGAACCAAAUCAACGAAUUCUCCAUCAGCAGUUUCUGCACUGUCGUGGAUGUGAUGAACUACUCCCGGCUCCAGGUGCUGCGGUUGGAUGGGAAUGAGAUCAAGCGCAACGCAAUGCCCCCUGAUGCCCCGCUGUGCCUGCGGCGUGCCACCGUCAUCGAGAUCUAGCCUGCUGCCAGCCCUGCUCCUCAGGACUCUGCUCCCUCCUUCCCAGGGAGACACUCACUCCUAUUUUAAUGCAGCUUGACAGUUUGACUUGGCUUCUGCAAUAGUACAAUAAGGAUGCUCCAAUGCUAGCCCACACAGGGGGGCAGGAUCUGCUCAUCCCUAAAUCCCUCCCCUCCCCCCGUCUCUCCAGCCUCACAGACCCCAUGUAGCCAUGCCCCGGUCCAUGCAGGAGGCAGUGGGGAAGGAGGAGAACUCAUUCCAUCUCCAAAAUGUGGUGCUAAGCGUUCGGCUCCAGAUGUGGGUCCUGCAGAACCACCCCGGUGGCUCCCCCUGGGCAAGGGUUUGGUGAUUGCUUGGAGCUCAUCAGGUAAAGGGUUACAGAUUUCCCAACCACCAGCAUCUCUCUCUCUAGGAUGGGAAUAAUCAAAUCUUUAUCCUUACUUUCCCACCUUUCCCUGAAGCUUCCUGCUCCAAACAUCAAGCCAAGAGGAAAGAAACCUUUCCUGCUGCUGCCCAGCAGCCUCCAGCUGCUGAGGUCAGAGAGAAACUCUUAGAGGAGCAGCCAUGGCCAGAGGGACUCUCACACCUCCCUAGGUUUUGGGACAGGACUGGGGCCGAGAGAUGGGCACAUUGCAGUGCCGACACCCCACAGAGCUCCGGGUCCAUGCCAGGAGCAGCCCUCUGUCCCUGCUGUCCCUGCCCAGGCACCAGGUGCUGCCGUGAGAGCAACUGGGCCACAUUCUGGGUCUGCACACAGCGGUGUCCUCUCACUCUUCCAACACUACCCCAUUGCUGUGUGCCACUCAGCUGCAGCUGCCCCAGCUUAGGGAGAGCAGCCCCACAGCAGGUGAGGUUUCGAACCAGGUGGGACCCACCUGGGUUUAACAGGGGAGGGCUUCACUGCUCCCAAAAUCCUGGUGCCUGAUUCCUGUACUCACCCAUGCUGCAGGAUCUCCCUUCUCCCACCCCUCCCACCUGCUGGCACAGCUCUGGGCUUCCCGCCCAGGGAAUUGGGCUCUCCCAUUAAGAAUAAACGAUGCAGCAGUAAUGUCUGCAUGGGCAGCACAUCUCGAUUUAUCGAGAGCCGAAACACCCACUUGGUUCCUUGGACAGGCUACUGAGAACCAAAGGGGCAGCUGAGCUUUGAAGAUGACCUGCAAAGCCGAAGAGGUCAUCCAGACCCUCUGCAUUUAAAUUGCAUGCUAACAUUAUAGAAACAAAACAAAACAAAAAAAAACCAAAAACAAAACAAAAAACAAAAAAACCUGCACUAUCACCGGCGCAUGAACUGUAGAUGUCGUACCGACGAAUAAAGCCCUUUCUGUAACUGCA